Molecule: messenger RNA, 12628 nt
Organism: Hemicordylus capensis (graceful crag lizard)
Lineage: Eukaryota; Metazoa; Chordata; Lepidosauria; Squamata; Cordylidae
Exons: 3
Coding region: 6224-7627 (467 amino acids)
Source: RefSeq, a predicted model, not a curated record
CUGUCCACAUUACAGCACAUUUUUUAAAAAAACAUCUGAAUAAGCCUAUAGUAGUGUGUAGGACAUGUAUGCCUGGACACACAGAAGGUAUACAUUAAGGUGAGAGUGAUUAAAUCCUGAAACCGGGACAACCGAGGUGAGAAGCGCACAAGAGAUAUUAGGACGCCGACAGGAAUGUGUCUGAGAAGACACGUGCCAGCAAGGAGGCUGGAAGUAUUUCUGGGGAAAUGCCUGCUGCCAGAAGAGAAGGAAGUUUUUGCUCCUCCUAUGUAAUGCACUGAGGAGAGAAGAGGAGGAAAAUAAGUGGCGUCUAUCCCAAGGAGGAGGGGAGCCAGUUGCCACACAAUCACAUCUAGACAGGCGUGCGCAUCCCAAAUACUCACUGUUUGUGGUGCGGCAGGUGCUUAUCUUUCCUGCCGGCCGCCGCAGGGUGCUUGGCGCGGCGCCUCCGGGCCUGCAGAGCCAGCACUGUUGUGUGUGGGAGAGAAAAGCGAGUUGUUAGAGCAAGGCUGGGGCCGGGGCGCAACGCCUCAGGCUCAAGAAGAAAGGGCGGGGGGGAGGGGGGGACUCCACUCAAACCCCCGGAGCCCGCACAUUCUUCUGGGACAAGGACCGACCGACCAGCCAACGGUACCUUUCCGGGAGCUCAUGGCUCUGGCCACCCUCCUUGGCCCAGCGCGCUGAGCCCCACACCCCUCCUCCUCCUCCUCCCUCCUCCUCGCCGGCUGCGAGAGGAAACACCGGGCACCACCAACCAAGAAGCAGCAGCCCCGCUACCAGCUGGACAUGCGCAGUUCUUCCCACUCUGGCUAGAGGCUGGCGGCACUGAAGGGGGAGAGGCGGUCACCAGGCAACCAGAAGGCGAAGAUGGCAGGAGGUGCCCCUCCGAGGGAGCUCAAACUUUUGCUUUUUGCGUUGCUGAAUUUAACUAACAACGCUUCUGCUUGCCUGCGGUCUUUCAUCCCGAAAGUUAAUCCUUGUAAAAUCCGGGAAUUGUGUUGGAAUCAUUGACUGCGACGCCUGACACAGAACUUGGAGGUUCUUUUGGGAACAGCUGGACAAACCUCUCUCAUCUGGGAUUGUUUGUGAGGAUUUCACUCCCUCAUUUCUCCCUGCAAGAACCCUGAAAUCCAGGGAGUGUUUCAGUUUUUCUUUUGGGGAGCUCUGAAAACCCAGAUAUAGGGAGAGAAUUUGCUGCACUUGCAAGCCACACUUCUCUGCAGCUGCCAGGAUCCUGGCCUCUGGAUGGAGCUCACAUCUGAGCCCACAAUAUGUUUUGUUUGUUAGCACCCGUUUGUGCUUUUUUCUUGUUAAAUCUGUUGAGUUUGUUUUGUGUUGGAGACUUGUCUCCUUAGUAUUUGUGAAAUAAAUCCUUGAAUUAACUCCCUUCACUUCCUGACUUCUCUAAGAAAUAUGGCUUUAGGUUUUUAUUGUAUACUCCUAUUGUUUAAAAAAAAAUUAAAGAGAGCGAUGAACAGGUUCCUUUGGAUUUUUUCAAAUGAUUCAUCUGACUUCAGGUCUACUUGAUUCUAAAGUGGACAAUAUUACGGUGGUCAUUGUAUGAAACGAGUCUUGUUUCUGGGGAUCAGGGCCCAAACCCAGUGCCUUCAGUGUCUGCCCCAUAGACCCAGCUGGCUCCUCUCCCUCUGCAAUUCUAGUUAUUUUAUGAGGAAAACGUGUCAUCCACUUUCCUUUCAGAGAAGGCUCGAAGGGGAUGGCAAAGCAAUGAAAAAUCACCAGUUCUUACAAGGCCAAAUGUGUCAAAAAUACCACAAUGCACACAGACAGUGCUUAGACCUCCCAGGAGGGUGUGGAGAAUUCAGUUUGGAUUGGUGGCUAAUCCAUCAUUGAUAUCGGUCAGAGUUCCCUUCAGAGUAAGUUAGAAGAGUCAUGGUUUGAUCGGGAGGGCAGGCCAAGUCAGGGAGGGGGAUGUCUGUCUGCUCACCUGCCACUCGCUCCAAGGAGGAGGUCAUCAGUCAGAAAUUGUCAUGACCUGGAUCGGGGGAACUCCCCUAUUGGGGGAAGAGUUGGAGAGUCCCACAACAGGACCACCAGAGCCAUAAGCCCGCACCACGAACCAAGGAUGCAGCCCUCCCUUCACCCUUUGACUUGGGGGGUUCCCCAGAAGAUUAGUCAGCCCUAUUAGAGGUCCCCAGCCCCACCAGAACCAGCACUGAGAAAACUGGGCAAGGUCCUCAACCUUUUGCCCUUGGAGCUGUCCAAUGGAUGUGUCUUUCCUGAAUCCCUGCCAUGCCGGAGACCUGGACUCAGCAAGAACAAGAGGGAAAUUCCCUCCAGAGAUGCAAAAGGAUUGGGGCCCGAGGGGACAUUUUCACCAAUAAGCCAGGAGAGAGUUUGUGUCAGUAGGGUAUAAAGGGGAGGCCAGGGAGAUAGUGGAGGUUGCAAAGGUGAGAGCCCAGAACAGAGAAGAUCAAACCCACCCAGUGGAGAAAAGAGGAGAACUUCUGGAGAAGCAGAUAUGGGGCUGAUAUCACUCAAAGGGGGUCGAGCAGCCAAGAGAGCAGCUGUGGAAGAGAUUCUUCUGGGCCCAAAAGCAAAUUAAAUACUCACAUCUCUAUCACCAAUGUAUUCUUCUUAUUGGAUGCCCGGAAAGUGGUUUAUGCCCAAGGGGAUAUUUUUACUAAUAAGCCAGGAGAGGGUUUGGGGCAGUGGGGUAAAAAGGGGGGCCAGGGAGAUAGUGGAGGUUGUAGGGGAGAGAGAACAGAACAGAGAAGAUCUGUGCAGCCUAACCUACAUCACAGGGUUGUUGUGAGGAGAAACUUAAGUAUGCAGUACAACGCUCUGGGCUCCUUGGAGGAAGAGCAGGAUAUACAUAUUAAAAGAAAGAAAGAAAGAAAGAAAGAAAGAAAGAAAGAAAGAAAGAAAGAAAGAAAGAAAUGCAAGGCCUGGUUCCCUGAAUGGAACAGCAUUAUGAGAAUUGAAAAGUGUGUACCUAGCUUCUAAAAAUGAAACCUACAUCUAUCUCUAAAUAUAGCAAGAAUGUACUCCUAUAGAAAUAGUUGAUUAAAUGGAAUCUUCACGACUAGUAAUUUAAAUUGUGAUUUGAAUCUUUAAAAUUCAGACCUCCUGUGAAGCUAUUUAAAUCGUGAUUCAAAUCAAUUUGGUUAAAAUCAAAAUGGCCCUGGGUGCAGGCACGGGUUGAGGGGCCUCCCACGUUUCUUUUGAUUUCCAUCGGAAAUGAAGGGAUGAUCAUUGGUGAUAUGCAGUUUCAAAACAAUGCAAUCCAAUACAUUUGGAGAUUACGACCGAAUGAAUGAUAAUGAUGUUAUACGUAAUGAGGUGAUAGAUCACAUUUUGUUUCCUUGGAUUCUUCUCAGUCUUCUAAUGGGUUAUGUAAUGUCAACUAGCAGAAAAUCCCAUCAGAAGAAGAUGAAUUAACAAUGUGGGACAGAUGAACAAUUAACAGUGCAAUUAACAAUGAAGAUGAACACUCAAGAAGUUACAAUGCCUCACCUUUUGAAGCAGGUCUUUUCCUAAGGCUGGUGGGUUACAUCACGCAGCAUUUCAUUUCCAGUUGUUGUAUGUGGUUGCAGCUGGAUACGGAGGCCACGGUCAUGAUUGGCAGCUUCAAUCACGGGGACGCUCUGUUCGGGCCUACUGAGAAUCCACAGAAUUCUUGAACAUUGGACCACAUUGUAAAUAAUUCCACUACUUUACAACUUUGCAAAAAACUGCCUUGAAAUGUUUGUAUGAGCAGGUAUAUAAAUGAAAACAAACAUAACAGCUUUGUCCAAACAAUGCUAAGGAACACAUAUCCGUAAUGCACGUUUGCAAAGCAAGAGUAAAUGUAUCCUUCUAAUGUGGCCUAACAAUACUUUUGGCAAUUCUUCAUGCUCAAAAGAUCCAUAAUUCUUCAGACAAAGAUGAAGUCUAUAUUUGGGGGAUAUAACCUAAAGGGACACGAACCUCUUUAAUAACCAAUGGUCGCAGUACAGUACUAUUAACAAUCUUUGGAAUUUCUGACCAAAUGGACAUAACAACACGGCAGACCCAAACCAUUCACAAAAGUGUCCCCACCUCUAACUUGCAUCUCCAGCAUUUGGGGGUCUGCAUCCCAUCUGCCCGCAACAUUCUCUGCACUGAGUCAUAAGUACAAGAGAAAAACUUCUGGGGGAGCUGAGCUUUCCUUCACGCCCUCACAGCUCUUUGUGGGGGUCCCUGGUCUGCUCCUCCGCCUUCCACCAGGACAUCAUCUUCCAUCAUCACAUUCCGCUUCCGACAUUCUUCUGAUCCCCUCCCCACUAGCUGCAGGUUGCCAUAGGGACCGCAAUAAACAAUUAUGCAUCAUCGUGCUUCAGUUGCCCACUCCCUAACCGACUCACCAGCGGUUAAGGAGUAUGGACACCAGGCUCCUCUCACUGGAGAGAUUGCCUGGUCUUCUUCUUCUUGUCCAGUUGUGUUGUUAGGACCUUGGCUGUCAUCAUGGCAGGUAGGAAAUGGUGCCAUCCAGGAGGACUCAUUGGUGAUUCAUUUUGUUUCCUGUGUCUCCGAAGGGGUCCUAUUGGUGUCACAGUUUCCUUGCUUUCCUCUCUCUUACUUUCUAUCACAUCUUCCCUUUCAGGCUUGUUCUACCUUAUGUCCAACGAGGCCAUUCCUUUCCUUAGCAUUUUUAUUAAGUUCAUUCUUACCUCUAAGGGCCUAGCCUCUCUGCACUGUCCCUCUCAGUGACCUUUGCCUCCCCUUCCCUCCCUGUUGUGCAUGGUCACCCCUACUGGCAACAUUGAGACUGUAAUUUCCUUGGGGCAGGGAACCCUCUCUUGCCUGGGCCACUUUGUAAGAGGCCUUUGACGAUUCCAGGUAAGAAUGAACUCAAGCAAUAAAGAGGAGGGGAGUGCUCUGCUCACUGAGCAAAGAGGCACCUUUUAAAAGUGGAGAUUCUCUUUAUUGAGCGGGGGACAGCAAUUGGCCUUAUCUAACCCCAGCAUAGCCUCCUUCCAGUGGCUGUUGCUGGGGUCUAUCUUAUGUUUAUUUUUAGACUGGGACUGCCCUUUUUAGAUUGGGAGAGCUAUUGCCAUUAUUUUUAUUUCUCUAUGUAAACCACUUUGAGAAAUUGGGUGAGAAGCGAUAUAUAAAUAUUUGUAGUAAUGGUAGUAGUGCCAGUAGUCCAUGGCAGCUGCACACAGACCCUCCGUCCUGGCUGGCCACAGCCGGUGGGGGAGGGGUCUAUUCUCUUGAAGGGAUGAGGAGGCAAGAUUGGAUGGGAAAGUGAUUCUCAGGGGACGGGAAGCAGUCAGUCCAAUCAGAAGCACCGGGGUUCUGGGGGAGGAGAGAACAGUAGGAAGCCCCACAGGACCAACAGCUAGGUAGCUGGAGGGCAGCCCCACUGCUCUGAGGAGGGGGAUGCAUUGAAGACUUCCAUGGUCCAUCCCAACUAAAAGGUUAAGCCUGCCAAGGUCAAUCCAUCCCAACUAAUGAUGGAUAUCAGGGUGCCCCCUUCUGUUUUAUUACAGACGAGUCGACUGAAAAGAGGCCAUCUGCUGGCUCAGCCUUUACGACCGCGAGCUCUGCAGGGGAAGGAGGAGGUUCGCCCAGCAGCUUCCUCGACACACCGGCGGCUACCAUUGGCUCCACCUCCAUGUGGUCAUCUGUCUCUGACCUCUCCCUUCAGUCCAUCGAAGGGAGGGACUGCAGGGACCACAGCUAUCUGGCAGAGGGAGAUCUUGGGAAGCCGCAGCAGGUGCCAGCGAGCACCAGUGGCCUGGCUCGCUGGCAGCAUUCCCCUACCAUCUCCCCGACCCCUUCUUUCGGCCGCUAGCCCCCAACCUAUCUUCCUGGGAUCCCUGAUGCUCCCCAGGGAGGAAGAAGAUCAGGAAGCAUUCCUCGGCUCUUUGCCAAGAGGGUUAACAAUUCUCCCCAUAGACAGCUCUCCCACCACUGCCCCUCAUCCCUCUAGCCAUGGGGCUGCAAUCUGUCCCACGCCACACAGGGGGGACACCUUUCCAGGCCUGGCCUUAGGAAUAGAGCAUCUGAAACAUAGCCCAGAGUUUUCAGAACUGUGCAAGAGUUGAUCACCGGAUGAUUCAAUGACUGCCCUGUUGUGGAAUAUUUGAAAGCUGUCUUUGGAUGAGAAUUCCUCCUACCCCCGCCCCCAUCCGUGACUGCUAGAGCCCCCUAAGGAGUCAGACCUAACAGAUCCUGACCCAUCCCCUGCUCAUCCUCCAUCCUUCUCCUUUAGUCUUGAUUCCUGCCACUGGGCAGCCAUAUGGGCCCAGCCACCAGCCACUGGCCAUCCCAGCAAGGUCAAGGCAUCAGUGCCAGUGCUGUCCCUCAGCUGGGUGAACUCCUCACUGUCCAGCCGGUUCAAUUAGAACGAAGGAUGAAGACUCGAGAGUUGGGAGCUAUCAGAGCAGGGACUCAGAAGCGCCACCCACCAUCUCCCCCAGAGCUGCAGGGUCGAGGAAAGGCCAAGAGAGAAACCGCCCAGCCCACUGGGGAGAUUCAGCUGCCCCCCAAGUGCCCUCCAAUGCAAAAUAAAUUCCUUGUUCCCAAGCAGCAAUUUCUUCCUGAAUGCCUCUUCCCGCCUCGUCCACCAGAGCAAACCAAAGACAUUUCUUCUGGGAAAGUGCUCUCCAAGGGAACGGCGUCCCGCUUGGUAGCCCCAGGAGACAAAGACACCAAAUGUGCCAAGCCAAGGGUGCUACUCUUUGACUUUUUGCCCCCCAUCACCUCGGUGCCCAAACAACUAAAGACAACCAAAAAGGCAAAGGCCGGCUCAGAUGGGGAGGAGGUGGGCGGGAAACUCCCUGUGGAGAGAAAUGGAAAGAGGGCAAGGGCAGCAGGGGCAGAUAACGUGCCAGCACCCAAGCUGCCACGGGGAAGCCCAAAGGCUGAGGGGAAGGAGAGAUCUGGAGAGAUGGCCACAGCAGCCCUGGUCCAACAAAAAGGGAGAACCUCGCAGAAGAUCCCCACUUGCCAUCUAGAGCUGGCCGUUCAACCCCAUCAGCCGAGGACACCAGCAGGUACCAUGCCAGGCCACAAGCUGUUGGAAAUGCCUCAGGUCCUGCCGGGAAGGGGCAAAGCACAGCUGCAACUACCUGAAGCCGAAGCUGGGGACACAAAGAGGCAGAAAGUGGGGGCAGAGUCCAGUGGAACCGCCCAGGAGGAAGGGCCGGCUGUGCCCCCAACUCCAAGGAGCAGCCUGGCCAGAAUGAUGCGGGACUCCGUGCAGGUGUUCCAUGCCCUGGGUUCCCCAGAAAAAUCCAAGUGUGCAGAGAGACAUCCUGGGCAGAACGUGGCUGGAAAAAACCCAUCCAUGUCCUUGGGAAGGCCGCCAUGGGGAAAUGGCAUUGUUCAGAAACAACAAAACCCAGUACCCCAUGGGUUAGCAACUCAUGGAGGUGGUUGGCAGCCUCCAUCCGGGCCACCCCAGCACCCCCCAAGUGCAGUUAUGGGGCUGCUGAAACCUCCAUUCUUCCCUAUGGAGAAAAACCUUAAAGCCACUUGUGGGGUGCUGGGGUGGCCCAGAGUGAGUGGUGGUCUAGUGCAAAGAGGGUGCCAACCACCCCCAUGGGUUGCUAACCCAUGGGGUACUGGGUUUUGUUGUUUCGGAAGUGUUCUGAGUGUAGAUUCUUUGGUAGCAUAUAAGAUUUUCAAUGACAAACCAUGAAUCCACUCUCAUUGCUAACCUUAAAGACACAUAAACUUCAAAAAUUACUUAAAAAUCAGCCCUUUGCCCAAUUCCUUUCAAAUAAUUCUGAUAGCUACCUGGGCCCCCCUUGGACACUACCACCCACCACACUCUGCUCUAGGCCACCCCUUUGCCCCCGGCGUGAAGCUAUACAUUUGCUGACACCUCCAUGCUUCUUUAUGGAGAAAAACCUUAAAGACGCGUAAACUAAAGUGUCCCCACCUCUAAUUUGCAUCUCCAGCAUUUGGGGCCGGACUGCUCACCCAACACCAUAGACCCAGUGUGUUUUUUAUUUAGCAGUAACAAACAAGCAUGCACUUAAAGUCAUUUAUAAUUUGACCCUCAAGUGUGCUCAACAAUGGGUAUUGCUGCUGUUUCUUUUGUGGGGGCUUUGUUUGUUUGUUUGUUUGUUUGAUUGUUUGUUUGUUUGUUAUGACUGUCAGCCCUUUUGGCACAGAAAUUCAUUUUCUUAUACCUUUUUGUCAUGUCAACCGCUUUGAGAUUUUUGUUGUUGAAAAGUGGUAUAUAUGUAUUUACCCAAAUAGACUCUUCAUUUAAGAUGACUCCCUUAAAAAUUUUAAAAAAUUAAGAUGACCCCCUUAAAAACAUUACCCCUUUAAAAUAUGGAGGUGAAAUACAGGUUAUACCUGUAUUUACCACAAAAGGAAGAGAACUCUGAAUUUAAGACAACCACUCAAUUUCUAAUAUCAAAUAACUUAAAAAACAACAACCUAGAACAUCUUCUCACGAGCAGUGAGAAGGGCUCCAGAGCAGGCUGCAGGGAAGGCGAGUUAGACUUACCUUCCCCGCAGAUGUCUGCUCCUCCUGCGCUGGGCACACUCCCCAUGAGCCCAGAUGAUUCCCUGCGAGCCCAGGCAGUGGGGAGGGUUGGGGGCCGGGACGUGUCAUCUUGGAGCCUGGAAAUGCCAUGAUUCAGAUGCACUGCACAAGUGCACAGUGCAUCAUGGGGAUCCUCCCUCCUCUCCCCAGGCUUCCCGCAGUCUGGCAACCAUGGAUGCAAGCAGCCGCAGCUGCAAGACGAUUAAGAAAACAGGGUUAAAGGAGCGCUCGCUCCCUUAACCUCGUUUUAAAGGGUGGCUAGCUAAUGGCGCAGCGGGGAAAUGACUUGACCAGCAAGCCAGAGGUUGCCAGUUCAAAUUCCGGCUGGUAUGUUUCCUAGACUAUGGGAAACACCGCUAUUGGGCCGCAGCAAUAUAGGAAGAUGCUGAAAGGCAUCAUCUCAUACUGCAUGGGAGAUGGCAAUGGUAAACCCCUCCUGUAUUCUACCAAAGACAACCACAGGGCUCCGCGGUUGCCAGGAAUCGACACUGACUCGACAGCACACUUUACCUUUACUAGUUAGGUGGGUUUGCCACCGUGAUGUCACCAGGAUCGGCCUGAUACCGGCGGUUUACACAUGCUUGCAGAACUGGGCUAGGCUCCCUGAGCUUGCUUUUGCAUGCACGUGUGAAUAGCCUCUUAGUCUUGUAUUUAGGUAAAUACGAUAAAUGGUUUUAACACUACCACAACCUUAUGUUGGGUUGUGGCUAUUUACUGUAGAAUAUUUUCCUCAUUAAACGUGCUAGCUGAACAUAUUUUAAGACUUAGUUAGGCUUCCCAUAACUGUGUUGACAUAGAUAAUUUUUUCCAAAAAGUCAACAUGAUGUGCUCCAUACAUUCUGCCUUUCCUGAAACAUCCAGCUAUACUGCCAAACAAGCAGCUCUUGAAACUUGGAGGGGGAGGACUUCAGAAUGAGCAGCAGCUCCUUGUAUUAUGUUACAAGCCAAGAACAGAGAGAGAGAGAGACCCCAGUGUACAAACAGACAUUCCUGUGCAAACCUAGAGGGGCUGUUUGGAUCAUGGCCACAGGAUUUACUUAGACAAGAAGUACAAAGAAGAGUUUCCUCAGCUAAGGAGAAUCCUAAUUAGCAUGCAUGUCCAAUACUCUCCUCUUCUACAGUCUCCCUUUCCUUCAUUUACCAUGCCCAUUCGAUGUAUGAGUAGAAAAGGAAUCCUAUAUGCACAGUUUACAUAGUUUGUACUUUUCAUUUCAACAGGCUAGCUGUAUGCCUGCAGCUACUUUAUGUGAAUGUGCUUUUAACAAUUCAUACAACAAAUCUGGUGAAAGGGUAUAUUUAAGAUGAUAACAAUCAUAUUUAUGUCUGGCAUUAAGAUAAGAGGAUUUGUUCCCCCAUGGCACAAGUAUGACUUUAGCUAACCUAUCACAUCCGAUUUGAAAAAAUAAAUAAACUGAAGCGUUGUCAUUCAUGGGAUCACAAAAUAUAGAUUACACAGAUGUGGCAAUAAGUGCUGGCAAGAUCCGAGGUAAAAUAAUAAUUUUUAAAAAACCAAAUAAAAUAACUUGUAGUAGUGUCUUGCUGGUGAAAUAUCUGCUGUAAUUGUACAGAUGCCACUGAAGCUUUUAUAUUACAGAAAGCAAUGUCUUUCUACUAUUUUUACUUUCACCACUACCGCUUACCAAAUUAUGUACUGUCAUGAAUUUACUUUGCUACAGGCAUUUUAUACACACUUUGUAAACAUUAAUUAAUCCUCAGAUCAUUUCUGAGUAAUUGGCAACAUGUUUCAUUUUCCAUAUAUUUCCCUGCUAACUGGGCAAAGAGACACCUUUUACUGUGUUGAUUCUCUUUAUUUAGCAGGGGGAGAGUAACCGGCCCUAUCCACCCCUAGCACAGUACUUCCAGUGGCUGUUGCUGGUGUCUAUCUGAUGUUUCUUUUUAGAAUGUGAGCCCUUUGGGGACAGGGAGCCAUCUUAUUUGUUUGUUAUUUCUCUUUGUAAACCGCCCUGAGCCAGUUUUGGAAGGGCGGUCUAGAAAUCAAAUCAAAUAAAUAAAUAAAUAAAUAAAUAAAUAAAUAAUAUAUUGUUCCUGCCCAUCCUGCAAAGAUGGGCAGGAACACAAUCCUCAAACGUUCCCCCCUUCAGGGUCUCAGCCAGAAUGCAAAGCCCUUUGCUUUCUAAAAUGAAAUAACAUGCUACUCUUGCUAUUCCAACAGUUCGUUAUGUAUUUGAAUAUCGGACAAUUGAUUUUAUUACCAUUCUUUCUGUCUUCUGUUACAAGGGGUAUCCAGAGGUGCACCUAGGUAAUUUUGGAGCCUAGAUCUAAAAGCCUUUAGACCCCGCCCCUGCAAAUUAAGCAUCAUCUUCUCCCCAACACACACACAUACACACACACACACACACACACACACACACACACCAUGUCAUGUAUUUUUAAUACAUGGGUUCUUGAGGGCACCAAUAGCAAUUGAACUGUAACAAGGGGUAUCCAGAGGUGCAACUAGGUAAUUUUGGAGCCUAGACCUAAAAGCCUUUAGAGCCCCCCACCACAAGUUAAGCAUCAUCUGCCUGCACACACACACACCGUGGCGCAUACAGAAUUUUUAAUACAUGGGUUCUUGAGGACACCAAUAGCAACUGAACUCACAAGAAUGUAAGAAUAUAAAACAGGUAUAUUUACACAAAUUUGCAUUCGUAGAAACAUUCCAAUAUGCAACUUAACAUAUUCCCUUCCCAUAUAUUACUUUCCCCACUCCCCCCUCUGUCUCUAAAGCAGAGGCCAUACUCAGCAACCCAGUGCAGGUCACAGUCACGCUCUGCUGCCUGGCACAGUGCAGGCCAGAGUGGCGGUGCAGUGCGGUGUGGUGACCACAUCACCAGGGCAGACUAAAGAGGAUUUGGGGGACCCCAGGGGGUUUGGAGGCCCUGGACUUCAGCUUAGAAGUCCCGGGGGAAGAACGCCUCUGGGCGUACCCUCUACCCUUUGUGACUGACAGUCUUUCCAGACUGCUUGUCUGGAUGAAUAGCCACACAAGGUUCAAGUUGUGUAGGUUCGAGUUGUGUUACUAUCCUUGUAAAAGGAUCACCAACAUUAUUGUAUCUAUCUAAGUGGGAUGUGUGUGGCCAUUGGGGUGGGCGUGGCUAUGGGACAUGGCUUUGGGGUAGGUGUAGCUAAGGGGGCUAUAAUGGAGAGCUCCUGCACUUGUGCUUACACCACUGGAUAGAAAGCAAACGUAAACUGAAAGUUUGUUCAAGUUGUUCAAAUUUACAUUGAACGAUGUGGGAAUGCAGAUGUGUUUAACGGGAAAAUAUUUUGAAGUGCUAGAAGACUAUAUUCCGAGAGACUAUACUCUCAGGAGCCUAGGAUGAAAUCCCUUGAAUAAAAGGGAGGAGAGUCUGAGGAAGCGUAUUUACUCCAUAGUUUAGGUCAGAUUAUCAUCAACAGUCAUGCUCAGUAUGACUGAGUGUGAUGCCCGUAGAUCAAUUAACAAACAUGGAACAGAGGCAUCUUAUUCGGUGGGCUGGGCCACCAUAAUUGGCUACAAGUAGAAAUUCAAUAUGAAAAUAUUCAAAUCACAACUAUACCCAAGAUGUUUAGGCACUGAAAGGUCCCUCCUUGUCAGGAAACCUAGAUUUAUAAACACUGCAGUGACCUGAAACUUGAUAAUAAUUGGCCUGGCUUCUAAGUAAAGCACUCACCCAAUAUCUUCUGUUAGUUUAAGGCCUGGUUCACACAGAUGUUUGAAUCUAGGCUUAAUAUGCUCCAUCAACUUUAGUGUGAUUGUGUGAACCCAUGCCAAGGUGGGAAAUCUCAGAUUCAUCUUGGCCAUACACCAGCUUGGUAUUGGUUUACAUGUUGAUAACUCACAUUAAAUCUAGAUUUGAACAGUUGCUCCUCCUAUGUGUAAGGAUUGUAAGUUGCUCCUUACACACGGGAGCAAUCUACAAGCCAGAUUCUAUGAAUGUUGACUUGGAAAUGAACCCCACAAGUGUACUCCCAAGUAAAUGUGCAUAGGAUUAGUACUUUAAGCAUGUAUUUAACUUUUCUGUUUAAAUGUGCUUCACUUUGUCUGUAUCAUGCCUUUUAUGAUGGAAAUCAGUAAACCAGUCGUUUACUUAUUUUAUUAUUUUAUUUAUUCGAUUUCUAUACCGCCCUUCCAAAAAUGGCUCAGGGAGGUUAACA